Haemonchus placei is the source of this 2979-nucleotide messenger RNA. Lineage: Eukaryota; Metazoa; Nematoda; Chromadorea; Rhabditida; Trichostrongylidae. The record is from the annotation of a GenBank genome assembly.
AUGACUGGGGUGAAAAUCGACGAACGCUCGAUUUCAAGGACGUUUUUCGAAAAACUGCUUGACGUACUUUUAUGUAGAGGUGAUCUGUCGACAGAGAAGUUGGAGCGAAAGCCAGUGCCCGUUGCAGAACUGUUCCGAUAUGCCUCUCGAAAGGACUGUUACUAUGUAGCUGCUGGCUUCGUACUUGCAGUCGUAGUCGGAGCAAUCCUGCCGUUGACGUGCAUCUUUGGAGGGCUUUACGUUAACAUCUAUCUGAUGAACACCGAUAAUUAUUUUCUCGCGUUGGCUAGUCAUAAUAUUGUUGGGCGUAUACGCAAGGAAUUCGUGAAAGCAGUAUUGGCACAGAACGCCACAUGGUUUGACGAAAACAACGCAGGGACGAUCACCACGAAGCUGAACGAGUACGUGGAAAAGAACAUAGCUCAAAUUGAAGAAGGAAUCAGUGACAAGAUUGGAAUGCUAACAAGAGGAAUGACAGUGUUCAUCGCCAGCGCCGCUUUUGCUUUUUACUACGACUGGCGUAUUACUCUGGUGUGCAUUUGGGACGGACCUGUAAACGCCAUAACUAUGGCUAUCAUGUCAAGGGUAAGCGAAGAUCUGGAAGACGUUCUGAAUUCUGAAGACAAAAGGAUACGCAUUUGUCGGAUUUCCUCUGUCGGACUGUUCCAGCUCUCUUCACCCUCAAUGCAGGGUAUGAUGUCAGUUUCCGGCGAAGCUGGUGCAAUAGCUGAAGAAGCCAUCAUGAACGUCAAAACAGUCGCAGCUUGCAACGGACAAAAGCAUAUGGUUGAAAAAUAUGAGAAGCAACUGAGGCGAGGAGUAUCAUUUGCUAUUCGAUAUAGCUUCAUCAACGGAUUCUGCGAAGGAUUCAUGUUCUUUCAGAUGUAUAUUUUCUACGCAGCUGCUUUCCUAUAUGGUAUUCUAAGCUAUUAUAAUGGCAUCACUGCCGAGCCUGGAACGAUAUUCAUUGUGGCUUCUACAGUUUUGUUAGGUGAGGUUAGCAAAAGUGAAGGAAAUUCCUACCAGAAACUACCAAAUCCCCGUAUCGUACCCAUUCGCCUUUUAGGCUCCUACUUUUUCGGACUACUCGGCCCCCAUAUGAUGGCCAUUAUAAAGGCGAGAAUAGCUGCAGCCAUCAUUUAUGAAACGAUUGACCAACUUCGACUGGAGCUCGGAAAAAAUUUCAUGUUUGCGCAGCAAGCUCAGGAUCUUGUGGUCAUCAUCGAUGUUUUCCAGGCUCAGGAAGUCGUUUCCAAGGCAGGAAAAGGAUUAAAGGCGUGCAAAGGUCGAUUGGAAUUCAGAGACGUUUAUUUCAAAUAUCCAACCAGAGAAACACCCAUACUGCAAGGUCUCAGUUGGGUAGCUGAACCUGGAGAGACGAUCGCGUUCGUAGGUAAAAGCGGCAGUGGCAAAAGCACCAGUAUCGGCCUAUUGACUCGACUUUACGACUGUGACAGAGGAUCAGCUCUCCUUGAUGGUCAGGAGAUUCGAUCGAUUAAAACGAGUGAUCUGAGAAAGAUGAUCGGCAUUGUCCAGCAAGAGCCUUGUCUUUUCAAAGGCACAAUUCGCGAGAACAUAGUGCUUGGCCGGUCAAUCACCGACGAACAAGCCGAAGAAGCUGCUCGGAUAGCGAAUGCUCACGAUUUCAUCAUGAAACUGGACAAAGGCUACGACACUAUAAUUGGAUCUGGAGGAGUCUCACUUUCGGGAGGACAGAAGCAGAGGAUUGCCAUCGCUCGAGCGGUGGCAACUCAGCCAAAAAUUCUGCUCUUGGACGAGGCCACCAGUGCAUUGGACUCUGAAAGCGAGAAUGUGGUGCAGCUUGCCCUGAACAAGGCUUCUCGUGGUCGCACAACGAUAGUGAUUGCUCAUCGCUUGAGCACGUUGAAGGAAGUCCAGCGAAUUUAUGCCAUUCAAGACGGGAAAGUAAUGGAAGCAGAGACUGUUUUAAUACUCGACCUCGUCCCAGCUCUCUAUCACAUGAAUAGACGUGGGACCGCAUUUUUGAUUCGUGCGACUUCGGAAAAAAAUCUACACCACGAUCUCCGAGCAUCAUACUCGCUGCUGAGUACAACUUUUCUCAGGUCGGCAGCGAGUGCAAGCUAUGCUGGAUGGGCUGUAAUAUUUGCAUCAGCAGCUCUGGGUGAUUUCGUUCGAUCACAUUUUGCUGUUCAAUCUUUGUAUGCCCUCAUCGACAGCUAUGAGAAGUCGGAAGGCGAGGCAACACCUGAACUCAAAGGAUCCAUCAAAGUUGAAAAUGUGACCUUCAGUUACCCAUCACGGCCAGAUGUGAAGGUUGCCCAGAAUCUGAAUCUCAUGGCACGCAGUGGUCAGACCAUAGCCCUUGUAGGAGCGUCAGGCUGUGGGAAGAGUACCGUAAUCCAGCUUCUGGAGAGAUUUUACGAACCGGACAGUGGAAUUAUUAAAAUUGACAACCACGAGCUGAAGCAGAUGUGUCGCGUGCACCUUCGGAACAACAUCGCCCUCGUAGGACAGGAACCGAUACUUUUUAAGGGGUCAAUCAUUGAAAACAUUACGCUGGGACUGGAAGAUUUCAGUGUAGCCGAGGUACAGGAGGCGUGCAGGCAAGCGAAUGCGGCCAACUUUAUUGAAGCCUUCCCUCAGGGGUACGAAACUGAUGUUGGCGAGAAGGGAGGCAGUCUAUCAGGUGGUCAGAAGCAACGUAUCGCCAUAGCCAGAGCUUUGAUUCGCAAACCUAAAGUCAUACUGCUAGAUGAGGCUACUAGUGCACUUGACACCGAAAGCGAAAAGGUAGUCCAAAUCGCGUUAAACGAAGCAAGUCGUGGCAGGACGUCGAUAACAAUAGCACAUAGAUUGAGUACCGUCAGAGACGUUGAUAGGAUUUACUACAUUGAAAAUGGUGCCGUUGUGGAGUAUGGAACGCAUGAGGAGCUCAUUGAAGCGGACGGCAAAUAUGCCCUGCUGGUGAAGGCACAACAACUUGCCAAAACGGAUUAA